AUGACUCUAUGUACCCUAACAUUAUAUUCCAGGCCUUUUGGUGUCCACACACCCGAUCGCAGUGCUUCCCCUGCGUUGAAUAAUAAACGCCUCCCCAGAUACCACAAUGUUUCUCCUUGGUUGCGCUGGGCGGUCAGCCCCGUUGACGCCCUGAAGCUUCUAACACUCCCUCUUGUGCUCUAUGCCAAUUGGGAACUUCUCGCGCCCUAUCUUUCCCCAGGUUUCAAAAACCCCUUUGCUCCCUUUUUCCAGAUAUCUGGUCACGUCGAUACCUCCGAUCCAGGCGAUCACCGCUACGCGAAAUCUUAUUAUGAUAUACUCUUCCUGGCCUACCACAUUAUCUUCUUUUCUGGUGUCCGGCAGUUCAUAACCAUCAACGUGUCUAGACCUAUUGCCAAAUACUUUGGUCUGAAACGUGAAGCUAAGAUUGACAGAUUUGGCGAACAGGCAUACGCAAUGGUUUAUUUCGCGGUUUUUGGAACUUGGGGUUAUUCAGUAAUGACACACCUACCAACCUAUUGGUAUCGCACGGAGUAUUUUUGGAUUGACUAUCCACAUUGGAAUUUAAACCUGAACUUGAAGCGUUACUAUCUCAUGCAAUUCUCUUACUGGUGCCAGCAGCUCUUGGUUUUGUUGCUUGGACUGGAGAAGCCACGUAAGGACUAUUCGGAACUUGUCGCCCACCACUUUGUCACCUUGUGGUUGGUUGGAUGGAGCUAUCUUUUCAACAUGACAUACAUUGGAAAUGCGGUGUAUAUGAGCAUGGAUAUCCCAGAUACAUUUUUAGCGUUUUCCAAACUUUUGAAUUACAUCCAAUGGGAGCGGGCCAAAGUCAUUUCAUUUGUCAUUUUCGUUGGAAUUUGGACAUACUUCCGCCAUUAUUUAAACAUUAUAAUGCUCUGGUCCGCACUAUUCGAGACACAUCUCGUCCCGUAUGCAGAUCAACCCCUCUCCGACUCAGAUUAUUGUGUUUAUAUGGUAUCUUGGAUGCCAGCAAUCAUCUUCAUAUCAAUUUUUGUCUUACAAAUUCUCAAUCUCUUCUGGUAUUAUCUGAUAAUGAAGAUAUUGGUCAGGGCAAUUGUUAUCAGCGAAGUAGAUGAUGAUCGGUCUGAUGAUGAGGAUGAGGAGGGGGCUGAGGCCAAGAAGGAAGACUAA
Laccaria bicolor S238N-H82 is the source of this 1155-nucleotide messenger RNA. RefSeq lists its product as uncharacterized. The record is from RefSeq and is a predicted model, not a curated record. Gene Ontology annotation, cellular component: membrane. The coding region runs from base 1 to 1155 and encodes 384 amino acids. The transcript is spliced from 9 exons. NCBI's taxonomy places the organism in Eukaryota, Fungi, Basidiomycota, Agaricomycetes, Agaricales, Hydnangiaceae. Gene Ontology annotation, molecular function: sphingosine N-acyltransferase activity. Gene Ontology annotation, biological process: ceramide biosynthetic process.